AUGUCUAGUACCAAAAUACACAAUUAUUUCAAGCGGAAAUCUGGAGAAUGGAGCCUUUUGGGGUUUUUGAAUGAAAGCGACGAAGAACAAUUCCGGCUGAAAAUAGAUUUAUACCUAAGAAGCCUUGAAAAUAUUAUUAACUACGACGAAGGAGAUAGGAAGGAAAAAGCACAGUUUCUCCUUGAUAAAUACAGAAAGGCAAGUAAAAAUGUUUUUUGUUGGAAAUAUAGAUGUGAUCAAUUAGUCGACCCAGCGUUGGUCCCAUUGGGGCACAGGCAACCAACUAGCUUGCCUGAUGUUCAACGUACUCGACCUGACCACCAAAUUGCCAAGAAUUUGAAAAUGGAGCGUAGAUCGAACAAAAUGCGUGACGUACCCUCGAUUAAUAUUUCGGUAAGUGCUCAAAACAUUGGGAUCUUCAAUGAUAGUAAUUUUAGUGUUAAGAAGGCUCGGGAAGAGGAAAUAGUAUUCAGAAAAAGAAAGCAAGCAUGUUAUACGGAAAGCCCGAUCUUGACAGAAGCGGAGACAAAUUCUGAUUCAGAUUACGAAAAAAUAGAAAAUGUCGAUAUACGCUUGAUAAGAGAGAAAAGUAGUCACAAAGAUUUCAUAUCUUCUGAAAGGAAGGAUGCAACAGAUAUCUUGCAUAAGAAACGCAGAAGAACUAUCUCACAUGACAAUCAAGAUAGUGACAUAGAUAUAAUAUCAGAUGAUGAAAUGCUAUCGUUUGCAAAGGUUACAGAUAGUAUGGUAGCAAGCAAACUCGCAAAAAUUAGUAAAGAAUGGGAAACUUUCAAAAAUGCUUUUAGCCAGGUAGAGGAUGAAAUUAUCUCAAAGAUUUCGCCUCCGUUAAAUAAAGUAGAAAAUAUUCUGAAGGUAAACCAGGAAGCAUUAGAGAAGGCAAUGAAUGGAGGAUACAUUGAACUUGAUGCAGUAUUCCUCAUUUAUCAUUAUCAAAACGGAUUCAAAUUUUUGGAGAGACUGGUUGGAAAAAUGGGUAGACAAUGUCUAUCAGAGAUUGAGCUAUCAAAGCUUCCUAUGGAACGGCGAUCUGUUGGAUGGUUCCAUGACGGAAUUCUCACAAUUAAUGUUAAUGGAGUAGAUGAAUGCGUUGGUAUUCUCGAAGUCGUAGGUAAUGCUAUUAAUGAGGACCACGAUAAGAUGAUUAAUGAUCGAGAGAAGAUCCUAAAGGCAAUGCGAUUAGCAUUGUUUCAGCUUGAAGAAACUUUACGUCACAAUGGAGUCAAUGACGAACAGAAACUCAAGCAACUGCUUGAGACAUUUGGCAUUCUAGUAGAUAGGCGAGAUUUUAUCUUUUAUGCGAUGCAUUAUUAUGAAGAAGCAUACUUUGUUGAUGAAAUCGCCUUGUCCUUCGUAAUACCUAACACACCGAUGCAAUUAUUCCUGUUAAAAGAUGUCAUAAAAAAAUUAUUGAAAUUCAGGGCUCGUAUUGAAUAUCUGAAAACACGAAUAACAGCACUAUUAGAAGAUGCAACUUCUCGACGUCGUCCACGAUGGACAACAACCGUUGUUGAUGCAUCUCCGAGCACGUCAAAAACUCGUAAAAAAGUUCCACUGAAAAUAGAAGUUAAUCUUGGAUAUGUGAUAAUUAAAGGGUUUCAUCAUGGAUCGGUCUCAUUUAUAAAAAUGAUUUUCAAGAAAUAA
Molecule: messenger RNA, 1662 nt
Organism: Ambispora gerdemannii
Lineage: Eukaryota; Fungi; Glomeromycota; Glomeromycetes; Archaeosporales; Ambisporaceae
Source: the annotation of a GenBank genome assembly